ACUUGCGCUUUGUUUUGCAGUACGAUCGGCGGCAUAUUUCAAAAAUUUUUGUAAUUUAAAAUGAGGAAGAUUAUAAAACUUUGUUUAAUUUUAAUUCUGUUUUUAACAUCAUCUUGUGAAUGUGUUAAAGAUGAAGACUGCGAUUGUAAGGAGUCAAAAAUUGAUCCGAUUGAUUGCAUGAGUUUAAGAAAUAAAAUUCAAAUAUGCACUGGGUCUUUUCUUGAACAUGCAAUUAUGAAUAACAAUCCUUAUGCAAUUUGUACCAACAACUGUACGUACGAAUCACAUCGAUUAACACUAAAAUACUAUGAAAGACUUUUCAUCGUCCAUGAUAAUCACACCAGAAACUCAUUGUGUGCUGAUGCACUUCUCAGGCAGAACAGAAUGAACGUGAUAGAUAGUGUAGUAAGCUAUGUCAAGUCAAUAUGGGAGUCAUCUAAUUGUGACAAUUGUUACAAUGAAGCAACAGGAUUUAAACAUAAUUUUAGUCGAAAAACUGAAGAAUUUUUCGAUUUUCAAGAUAAAUACAAGGAAUGUAUUAAUACUGAAUACAAAAAUGGAUCAAACAAUAGCGUCACAUGCAACAAUUGUCAGAAAUACUAUCAAAUCGUCAACAGUUUCUAUGAACAAAUUCGAGAAUCUUCAGAAAAUAAAAUAUGCUUUGACAUCGAAGACAAAAUGGAUAAAAUUCGAUUUGAUUGGACAGAAAACCACAAGUGCCAUGUUGAUAAAAAUGCGUCAUAUUUUCUUUUUUAUAGUUUAGCUGGUUUGAUUGUUGGCAUUGCAAUAACUUUCUUUGGAGUUGUUUAUCAUUUUGGUCUUAGAAAACGUUCGGAAAAUCCUUUGGAUGAUGAGGAAGUUUCACAAAAUGAUGAAACUCUUGAGAGAUUAUUUGAAGGAUCAUCUGAAAUAUCAAAUGAAGAACUUCCUGUAGAAUCAUCAACCCCAAUCGAGAAGAGAGACAUUGAAAGUGUUAACAGUAAAUGCGUUGAUGAAAACGACACUGACGACGACGAUCUUCCAUUAAGUGGCGAUGUUACGGUGCCAAAAUUGAUUUCUUUCAAUUAAAAAUACUUUUAAACUGUUUCGUGAUAAAAAAGAUUCUUUUAAAAUAAAGAAACUUUAAUUUUUCGAAAUUUUUUCAAAGUUUUAUUUAAUGCUACUUUAUGACCCAAAAGAAAACGUCAAUUACAAUCAAAGCGUGUUCCGUGAAGAAUUACAAAAAGAAGAAAGAAAUCAACUGGCAAUAAGAAAAGGAAUAAACAAGAAAUUAUUUUUUCUGUCGACAAUUUGUCUGAAAUGUUUUUAUAAUUUGAAUAUCUAGAAAAUUUAGAUGAUC
Molecule: messenger RNA, 1339 nt
Organism: Clunio marinus
Lineage: Eukaryota; Metazoa; Arthropoda; Insecta; Diptera; Chironomidae
Source: the annotation of a GenBank genome assembly